AUGGUUGCAAGUACUCCUGGUGGCGCCAGCCAUAGUACCCCAGUUGUACAAGCGCCAGAAACCAGCAGGGUGGAAGAUGCCAGACAAAGUAUCACCACUCUGCAAAUAGUCAAAAAUAGCACCGGUAGUGCCUGCCGUAGUACUCCGGACGAGCAGCCAACAACCAGCAAAUCGGCGGCCGUUGCAGGCAGCAACCCCGCCUCUAAGAAAAGAAAACCCUCGGGCGUGGUCAUGAGACAGAUGUACCAGAAGGCGCUGUAUAUGUUAAAUAAAAUUGACAAAAAUGCAGCGGCCGGUACGGUACAUGAGCGUGACGAGGAAGACAAGGCAAAAUACAGGCAAAUAGUGGAAGAGUACGAAAAGUUACAGGCAGAUCGUGCAGCCACAAUCGAGGCCACCGAAGCGAAGAAGCGGAACCGCUCUCAUAACGAAGGCGGCCAAGGGGCCAUCGCAAAGAAGGCUAAGCAAGGUGGUGAUGCGGAGUCCGCAGCACCCGCGAAGCAUCGCUAUUUUAGUGACGUCGCCAGAGAUCAUCUACAGGCGGCGAUAAUAGAUGAAAAUAGCAAGACACCGCUAGCAGUGCAGCAAAAAUGGGUGGAGAUUGAUGUGAGGCUGUCGAGCCUCGUAAUGAACCACGUACUCGACAACCCCGAAGGUCCUCACCCAGAGUUCGACUCGUCGGAAUCCCUACGGGGAUACCGGGUAGUCAAGUGCGCGAACCAGUUCUCCCUGGAUUUCCUUGCUGGAUGCGUCGCUAAGAUCAGCGACACUUUUGUCGGCUUGAAGCUCAAGCUGAUCCCAGCUAAGGACAUUCCAAGGAGACCACGUGCGCGCAUUUGGCUGCCUCCGAUGGAUGAACCAGCGAAAAAGUCACUAGACGCCUUAGAGAAGGCUGACUAUCGGCUCUGCUUCGGUAUCCGUAAGGCUAGAGUGCGGGUAUUCCUCAGAGAGGUUAGCCCGGUAGAAGAAGAUCCCGGGGUUGAUGGAGCUGGUGAGCUUCUCAUGGGUGUGAAGCUGACAGAUGACCCUGAACCGGAAACUUAA
Messenger RNA from Rhagoletis pomonella (apple maggot), 1044 nucleotides. RefSeq lists its product as uncharacterized. Bases 1 to 1044 code for a protein of 347 amino acids. NCBI's taxonomy places the organism in Eukaryota, Metazoa, Arthropoda, Insecta, Diptera, Tephritidae. The record is from RefSeq and is a predicted model, not a curated record. The transcript is spliced from 2 exons.